Molecule: messenger RNA, 810 nt
Organism: Telopea speciosissima
Lineage: Eukaryota; Viridiplantae; Streptophyta; Magnoliopsida; Proteales; Proteaceae
Product: protein CURVATURE THYLAKOID 1A, chloroplastic-like
Exons: 5
Coding region: 85-591 (168 amino acids)
Cellular component (GO): chloroplast thylakoid membrane; thylakoid
Source: RefSeq, a predicted model, not a curated record
GGGGGAGAGAGAGAGAGAGAGAGAGAGAGAGAGAGAGAGAAAACCAGAGAGGAAUUCCGUGGUGGUUGCUGUUGUUGGGAGGCCAUGGCAACGACGGCGUACAUAGGCGCAUCUUCGAUGGCAGCAGCGGUGUUUGGGCCGCGACUCCCCACGACAAACAAGUGUUCACGUUGCUCUGCGCGACCUUCCCCCCCACCUUGCUCCAUCGCUCCUUCCUUCUCCACCUCUUUCAAAUACUUCUCAGAGGCUCGCAGGCUUUCUUUGCAUCAGGUCAGAGCCUCUUCCUCAGAAGAAACACCCAGCAGUGUUGAAGUCGGAGAAGUGUUCUCAGACUUGAAAGAGAAGUGGGAUGCACUUGAAAACAAGUCCACCGUACUUCUCUAUGGCGGAGGUGCAAUAGUUGCAGUUUGGUUAUCUUCAACUGUGGUUGGCGCAAUCAACUCAGUACCUUUGCUUCCAAAGAUCUUGGAGUUAGUAGGGCUUGGAUACACAGGAUGGUUUGUCUACCGGUACCUUCUUUUCAAGUCUAGCAGAAAAGAACUAGCUUCAGAUAUUGAAACAUUGAAGAAGAAGAUUGCUGGAAGCGAAUAGAGGUCCAGAAUUAUCGGGUGACAAGUUUAUUCUACAUUUAGUUUGACCAUUGAUUUUUCAGUGGUUCUCAUGGAGUGACAUAUAUAACAGGCACUUGGAUUCUGUGGUCUAGAAGUGAUUUUUCUCUUUUUCUUUUCCCUCUCUCCUUGUAUCAACCAAAUUGUUCCAUGUAAUGCAGACAACAAUUUCUUUAGAAAUAAUCUCAAAGCUUGCUUGGUG